Molecule: messenger RNA, 1073 nt
Organism: Trichobilharzia szidati
Lineage: Eukaryota; Metazoa; Platyhelminthes; Trematoda; Strigeidida; Schistosomatidae
Source: the annotation of a GenBank genome assembly
CUGGCUUUUCUUCUGCGUGCUUCGAAGUUUUGGUAAAACCGUUUCAUCAUCAUCAUCAACUCAUUCAUAAAUAUCAGUUAUGUCAACUAGACGACGACUUGUCGACAUUGGUGCUAAUCUAACAGAUAAAGUCUUUACAGGAAUCUAUCGUGGUGUUGUUCACCAUCAAAAUGACUAUCAGAAUGUUUUAUCACGAGCUAGAAAAUCUGGUGUAGAGAAAAUCAUUAUCACUGGAGGUUCACUUACUGACAGUUUGGAGGCGAUUUCUUUAUGCCAAAAUGAAGCGGAUCUCUUCUGUACAGUCGGCUGUCAUCCUACGAGAUGUUUAGAGUUCAACGAGAAUCCAGAUGAUUAUCUGGCAAAAUUAAAAAAUCUUAUUUUAACCGGUACUACUACUACUGCUACCAAGAAGAAGGUGGUUGCUGUAGGCGAAUGUGGUCUAGACUAUGAUCGGGAGGAGUUUUGUCCAAAAGAUAUUCAGAAGAAAUAUUUUGAUAUACAACUGAAGCUGGCUAGUGAUGUUCAAUUGCCAAUGUUUUUACACUGUCGAGCUGCACAUGAAGAUUUUUUAGAAAUGCUUAAAUCUGCUAAAGAAAAAUACUUCAAGGAUGUCUCAUUACGGGGUGUUGUUCAUUCAUUUGAUGGAACAGGCGAAAUGGUAAAACAUUUCACUGAUAUGGGACUAUACAUUGGUAUAAAUGGUUGCAGUUUAAAGAAUCAGGAUAAUUUAGAGGUGGUACGGAAAAUUCCACUUAAUCGACUACUCCUAGAAACAGAUGCUCCAUGGUGUGAUAUUAAGCGAACUCAUGCAGGUUAUUCAUUUGUCAAGACGCAUCCAACUUAUCGUAAACAUACAUCAUGGGAUGAAAAUUGUAUGAUAAAAGGACGUAAUGAACCUGCUAAUCUAAUUCAGGUAUUAGAAGUUGUCGCGGGUAUAAGAGAAAUGAGUGAAGAGGAGUUGGCUGAGGCGACUUAUCAAAAUGCUGUUGAUCUUUUUGCAUUGUAAAUAUAAAUAUUAUGAAUGGAAUUUUACUAUUGUUAUUAUCAUUUAUGUUGGAUUAGGAAUAAUGGCA